This is a messenger RNA of Diorhabda carinulata, 2716 nucleotides long. It is a transcript of the gene Baldspot, whose product is annotated as elongation of very long chain fatty acids protein 6. Gene Ontology annotation, cellular component: endoplasmic reticulum membrane. Bases 386 to 1249 code for a protein of 287 amino acids. The record is from RefSeq and is a predicted model, not a curated record. Gene Ontology annotation, biological process: fatty acid elongation, monounsaturated fatty acid; fatty acid elongation, saturated fatty acid; very long-chain fatty acid biosynthetic process. The transcript has a single exon. Gene Ontology annotation, molecular function: fatty acid elongase activity. NCBI's taxonomy places the organism in Eukaryota, Metazoa, Arthropoda, Insecta, Coleoptera, Chrysomelidae.
ACACUUUUUGACAUUCAGAGUAAUAUUCGUUUUUUUGUCACAAGUAUUUUUAGAUCAAUUAAUCAUAUGACAGUUGAGACUGGUACUAUAACCUUGUUUUUAAUCUGUGAUUGGUUGAGUUGUAUAAGUUAAGUAAAAAAAUACGUUUUGAAAUAAUUCCAAUGCAGUGAAAACGCAAGCGCGAGUUAAAUAACCUACGUUUCAUGUUAUAUCAAACCGAAUAUUUUCUCGUUCGCCGUUACUAGUUUUACUAGUAUUUAAAGAGAUAUUCGAUGUACUAAUGUUAUCCAGCAAUAUUAUACCGAAAUUAAAUCUAUAUAUGUACUAAUAAGUGAAAAAGAAUCGUGUCGGUGCCGCUUACGCUGGAAAUAAGUUAUUGAAUAAAAUGAAAGAAUAUAUUCAGGUAACGUUACCGAAUUAUUCUUAUAUGUUUAAUUUCGAAUCUGAUUUCAUUCAUCAAAAAACUCGAACAUGGAUGCAAGACAACUGGACUUCAGGAUUUUAUUACGUCGGGAUUUACAUGGUUCUUAUAUUCGGAGGACAAUACCUAAUGCAGAACCGACCUAGAUUCGAAUUGAGAGGAAUUUUGGUUGUAUGGAACACGAUUUUGGCGACUUUCAGUAUUAUGGGUGCCUGUAGAACCGUACCGGAAUUCAUUCACACGUUAACACACCACGGUUUGUACCAUUCCGUAUGCAUUCCUUCUUUUAUCGAACAGGAUAAAGUAUCCGGGUUUUGGACUUGGAUGUUCGUGCUUAGUAAGUUACCUGAAUUAGGAGAUACUAUAUUUAUAGUAUUAAGAAAACAGCCGCUGAUAUUUCUGCAUUGGUAUCAUCACAUAACUGUGCUGUUGUAUUCUUGGUUUAGUUAUACUGAAUACACGGCUAGUGCUAGAUGGUUUAUUGUUAUGAAUUAUUGUGUUCAUUCGAUUAUGUACACUUAUUAUGCUCUAAAAGCAAUGAGGUACAGUCCUCCCAGACAAAUCGCCAUGCUUAUCACCUCUUUACAAUUAUUACAAAUGAUAGUUGGUUGUGCUGUUAAUUUAUGGGCUAGACAAUUACUUCAACAACAAGCGGAAUGUCAUAUAACUCCGUUUAACAUCAAAUUGUCAAUUUCCAUGUAUUUCAGUUAUUUCGUUUUGUUCGCUAGAUUCUUUUUUAAAGCAUACAUGUCUGGUAAUAGGAAAUCUAAAACAAUGAGCACUCCCGUUUCUGAAGAUUAUCCUUUAUUAAAAUCGAAAGUGCAGUAAAUUCUCACAUUCCUUGAAUAGAAGAUAUUUAUAGGCUUCGGUAAAUGUAUAGUAAUAUUAUUUAAAUUAUAUUAUAAGCUCUCUUUAAAUGAAUAUUUAAAGAAUUUGUUAUUCGCUUUGAAACUAAAUUAUUUAUUAUACUAAAAGUAAUUGUUUAAGUAGAACUAAUGUAGUGUGUAAAAAAAAUUGUUAUUCAUUGAAAACCACAAAAUAUAUGAAAAUUUACGAGAACUAAAGUUUAAAAUUUCAAUUAUACAAGGUGUGAUCAAAAAGUACAGUUAAUUUACUUCAAAACACUUCAUUUUGAUAACAAUACACUUUUUCAAUGUUAAAUCCAAGUUUUUGAUUUGAUCAUUUCAAAAUGGUCUGCUAUUUUGUAGCCUUUUAUUCUGUCCGGAAUGUUUUUUUAAGCUCAUUUCCAUUUUCCAUAUAUUUUUUGGCAUAUGUAUAGUAUGUUUAUGUUGUGGAAGAAUUUAUUUUGCAUUUCUUUCAGGUAUUUUUCCUCUUACAUCCUUCUAGUACACCAAUUGUAGGUUUAAACAACGCUUCCUACAAAUUUUUCUAUAUUUAUAGUAGAUUUCUUCCUUAUUUAACUCAUUUCUAUCAUUAAAACGCUCUUACUACUAGUAAAUAGUCUUAAAAGUUGCUACAUUAUCUCUACUGAUAUAUUCAAUCAUUUCAUGAGCUUCUUUGGUACAGUUUUUCAGUUUAAAACGAAAAUAUAACAUUCUUAGCUAUAGUAGCUCUAAGGGGCUCAAAUUUAUUGUUAGUUGUCUUCCCGAAUAAGAAUAUAAGACAUACUACUUGAUACAGUAUAUUUAUUAGCAUAUGCACGUACAGGUACAAUCAAUACCAAAUUAUGGUAUAGUAUGUUUUUAUGUUGAAAAAGAAUCUACUUUUGCAUGUUUUCCAGUUAUUUUUCCUCUUACAUCGUUCUAGUACCCCAAUCGUCAGUUUAAACAACGCUUUUUGAUAUGUUUCAUGUAUUUAAAGGCAAUUUCUUCCUUAAUUAACCCAUUCCCACCCUUAAAACGCUCUUACCACUUGUAAUAAGCCUUCAAAGUUGCUACAUCAUCACUACAGAUAUAUUCAAACAUUUCAUGAGCUUCUUUGGUACGGUUCUUCAAGUUAAAACGAAAAUUUUACAUUCAUAGUUAUAGUAACAGACUGACAAGCUCUAAGGGGCUCAAAUUUAUCGCUAGUUGUCUCACCCUAUAAGUAUAUAAGAUGUACUAUUUGAAACGCAAUGGUAGCGGCUAGAAAAAUUAAUUCAUGAUAUUUUUUGAUUAUACCUCGUAUAUAUUUAUGGUAUAAGCUCAAAUUAGUAUGUCGUCCGUACAAUAACGUUUAAUAACAAACAUUGUAAUAUAUUUAGUUAAAAAUUUUUAAUUUUUGUUUAAUUUUAUGCACCUGGCUGUAUUUUUUUUGUUAUUUAUUCUCUGUAAUAAACAAAGUUCUAAACUAAAA